UGGGGAAAAAAACUCGCGUAAACAAAACGUGUCCAAGCACUGGAAGGGCCAACGGACCAGCACACUGUAGCCCCGCCGCCCGCCCUGGAAAUUGCGUCAAGCUCACGCAGCUUCCACGACGGUUGCGUGGGAAACUGGCGAGGCGAGGCGAGGACUCCUCUGCGACAUUCACCGUUCAGCGUUCGGCCAGCGAGCACGUGGGUUACGCCUGAAGCUCCAAUUCGGUUACGGUUUCGGCUACGGCUACGGCUACGGAAUGCAAAAUUGAUUGCAGCUCAUCAGCAGCAGAAGCAGAGCAGCAGCAGGGCUGCCAGCUACAGCAUUAGUAAUAACAGUAACAGCAUGCGAAGGAGAAAGAAAAGUGAAAUGAAAGAGAAAGCGAAGGAGAAAGAGAACCAAAGUGGACUCUAGGCAGGGCCAGGCCAGCAGCGGGCCCCCCCAGCCAAAUGUUGCAAGUGUUGUGCCAGUGUCCAAAUCGUGAUUGCAUAAUGAGACGCCGCUAAAAGUCAAAGUCCAAAGGAGAGAAGAAAGCAGAAAAGAGGAGAAUAGAAGUAAGAAAAAGUGCCAAGUGUUUGAAAACCAGCAAGCAAUAUUUCAACUAGCCAGAAAAACCCCAAAGAAAACCGAAAGAGAAACAAGUGAGAGAGCGAGAGAGAGAGAGAGAGAGAGAGAGACAGAGCGAAAGGAGAGUGUGUGCAGGAAUGCCCUUCGGUCGCAAGUCCCCGCUGGAGGCGCUGGCCCUCCCCGGUGUGAUGCUCGCCUACAAGUACAGCCAGUUCCGGCAGCGUCGCCGCGAGGCGGCCAGCCGACGGGUCACCGAGCGCGAACUCUCGGCGCUGCAUCAUAAAAUCGACAAACUGCUGAGCAAGCUUGAGGAGGAGAGCGAACCGGAUCCGCCUACCUCCCAGGAGGACGAGUGCGUGAUCUGCAUCAAUGCCAGGGCCACCAUGCAGACCUCGCCGUGCGGCCACCGCGUCGUCUGCCGCCGCUGCUUCGUGAAGACUAUCCAGAGUGCGGUGGCGCAACGACUGUUGCCCCUGCGCUGUGUGAUCUGCAGGGCUCGGGUGAACCGACUGACCUCCUCGUCGGGCACCUGGCGCAUCCAGGAGUCGGCCAGCAGCUACUCGAUGGGCGCCAAGAGCUGGUCCUCGGCUGGCGUGGCCGCUGGCGGGGUGGUGGCCUCCGCCAGCUCCUAUUCCAUGAACGACGCACACAGUGGACACCACACGUUCCGCCACCAGCCCACGCUGCACAAGGCGGCGACGGUGGGGCGACAUCAUCAGGCGGUGCGUGGGACGCGCGGCCGUGUAGUGUCCCAGUCGGACAGCCUCUACUCGAUGAGCUCGACAGGAUCGGCGGGGUCGUCUCUCUCCGGAUACUCGCACUACUCCAAGACGUCUUCCAUAUCGAGCAGCGGCCCCUGCUCCCCAGCCUCGGCAGCGGCCUCCGGCUCCCAUCACCUGGCCCCGCCUUCGCCCGCCACCCACCAUCACCCGCAUCAUCAUCACCACAGAGAUCCCCAUCACGCGUCCACAUCCCCCACGCCCUCUGGCUCUUCGGGCAGCUCCCUCUCCCCGCGCGAUAAUGGAAGCCACUCCCACCAUGGUGGCUGUCCCAGCGGCUGCUCGGGAGCUGUGCCCCGCAAGCCCCUCCACACGCUGAGCAACUGCCUCACAUCCACAUCCGCAUCUUCUUCGAGUGGCAGUGGCAGUAGUGGGGGUAGCGGUAGCAGCAAUGGUAGCGGCACCAUGACGCCCAUGCACACCUAUCCGGGUCGUAGGCACGUUAAGAAUCGUCUGCUGGACAUCCAGAACCGCCUGCCGCCCAUCAAGGAGCUCCGCAGUCCGGCCAAGGUGCCACACCCUUCGCCGGUACACGUCAGCAAUCCCAGGUUUCGGUAUGCCUCCUACACAAAGUCCAGUACCCACGAGCUGGCCCCACUGCUGCGGGAGGGGGCAUCACCGCCUCCUCCACGUCGUCCCAGCCCCAUGAACAUCCAGCUGAGUUGCACCACCCUGGCCCCGCCACCGCUGAAGGCGGGUGGCGCCAAGAUAUGCCCUGUGACCCCGAAGAACGCGCUGCCAAAGAGCGCCUAUGUGAUGCCCAAGGAAAAGAAGAUAGAAAAGCCCCAGGCAGCAGGCGGCUGCAAGGGUGCUGGUGCUGCUGGCCCAUCUAAGGCAUCGAUUCAGGGAUCAGGCAGCAUAUCCAAGACUGGGACAUCUUCAGGGGAAGGCAAGGGCCCUGGCCCUGGCUCUGGCUCUGGCUCGGGGACAUCCGCAUCCAGUAAUCCCAAGCCAGUUUCUUCCAGCUCUUCCAAUCGCAGCUUUCCGCUCUUCUCCGCCGGCAGCAAUCAGAGAGAACGGGCUGACAAUAAAAAGAACGAGUCUGUGGAGCGCAAGAAGAAGGAGGAGAAACUCAAGCUAAAGGCAGAGAAGGAGGCUCGGAAGGUGAGUGUGGAGGAGAAGCGGCUGGCCAAGGAGGAGGAGCGGUUGGCCAAGCUGCACGCCAAGGAGGAGAAGAAGCGCGGCAAGAAGGAGGCCAAGGAGCUGCUAUUGGCCAACGACAUCAAGAAGUAAACCCAAUUUUGGCAAAGCAAACGCAUAUUUCCAGUUGCAAUUCUAGAUUUAAGACCAUCACCGAUUGAAUGAAUUAUAGUAGUAUGUAUAUCAAAUCAGAUCAGAUCGGACAUACCCCCACACACACCCAUCCGCAUUCCGUAUAUAUCGAGCUUGAUUGUAUUUUAAGGAUAAUAGCCACGGAUCGUUUCAAACCAAGAAACCAAACCAUUUUUCAAGAGAAGAGAGCCAAGAAGUACUGUAUUGUGAAUAUCCAUACCAGAACACCUCUCUAAUGAGUUCCAAUUAUCCAAAAGAUCUUUGAAGAGAACCCAGAAAAGAUCUAAAGAAACAAAUUUGGGGAAGAUUUAACCAAAAACUAUAAUAGGAACAAUAAGCGUCCUUGGAUACACCUACUGCCUAAGAUAUGGUGUUACUUCUUCUACAAAGUUCUGGCAUCUGGCAUCUGGAUCUUUGCAAAGACUUAGCUAUCAUUAUGUUCCUUAGCCUUGAUCUAUGUUUAGUUCGUUGCCGAAUUGUCCAAGUAAAUUGUCUUGUAAGUAGCAUAUUAUUUAUGGGCUCACUGAGAACUUUCAUGGCUCUUCGCCGUCUAGAGCUAUGAUAAGAGCGUAAGAUGGAGAGCUGCCCAACAAACUAAGUCAUCGCUGCCUUUCGUUAAACAUUGCCUCAGCCCAUUUAUCUCAUCAUCAACUUAAAGGUUGUUGAAAAAAUAUCGACUAGAACAGAUUCUGAUAGGGUGGAAGAUGCAGAUACUCCUCAAUUAUAUCUUAAAGAAGAGAGAAAGAGAGAGAGAGAAAACCUUUAACUUUCCAAUUUCCAAAUAAUAGUUUUUACUACUAAUGAAGAACUCCCCCCAAUUAUAAUAGUCCCUAAAAGGAUGGAAGCAAUGAUGAUACACCCCCAAUUCAAACUAUAGAACUAUUAACAAUGACCAUGUUAGAAAAACUUACGAAUGUUAGAGCCAAGCUAUAGCAAAAGUGAGCUGCAAUGAUCCGGAUAUAUGUACAUGUACUAUACAUAUAUACUCGUACAGAUAUUUACAUAACUUGUUGACUAACAAAUUCUAAAUGGGAAGCAUAUUACAGUAGUUUUCAUAUACCCUCUAUAUAUAUAUAUACAUACUAAUCGUAUGUUUGUAUGUACUAUGUGUAUUGUAUACCUAUACCAAUAUCUACUAUAUCUCCCUACCAUACCAAUAUUGGAAACUGUUCAAGCGUCAAAGAUAAGCAAUGUUUCGAUGUAUGUAUGUAUAUGUAUUAAAAGAUUGUUUAAAAAACAGUAAAACGAUUCAACCCAAUAAAGAAUCAAUUAUGUUGA
Messenger RNA from Drosophila pseudoobscura, 3893 nucleotides. Its product is annotated as midnolin homolog. Gene Ontology annotation, molecular function: ubiquitin-protein transferase activity. The transcript is spliced from 6 exons. Gene Ontology annotation, biological process: protein autoubiquitination. The record is from RefSeq and is a predicted model, not a curated record. Lineage: Eukaryota; Metazoa; Arthropoda; Insecta; Diptera; Drosophilidae. The coding region runs from base 702 to 2576 and encodes 624 amino acids.